AUGUCUCAAACAGUUCGUAAUUCUUCCAAAGAUGAUGAACGACUAGAUCAUCAUACUCCAAUUUCUCCUGAAUAUCAAUUUGAAAAGCCAGCGAUUGAUUGUCUAUUAGAUUAUAUAUGGAAUCAAGAAGCUAGAAAACCGGCAAUUGAUAAAUUAAUUCAAGAAUAUUUAGAAAAUAUUGGUAGUCCAUUAACAAAUUAUUCCUCAUCAUCAUCUAUUAUACCUCUUAUGGGAAAUGAUAACAAGACUAUGGCAAGUACAUAUAGUCAACAAAUACAAACUCCUACUCGAACCAUUCAACAUUAUCAAUCAGCUUCAUCUUUUUUUUAUACACCAAUGACUUCAGGUAAUGAUUCAAAUGGUUACAGUAAUAGUCAUUAUGAUUUUCAACAUACUGCUUCAACACCUUUACUUCGACCACAUUCAACGCGAUCAUAUCAUUCAUCGUCUACACCAAUUGAUGGAAAUACACCAUACAGUCGAAUAUCAAUUUCAUCAGAUCAAGAUAUUCGAAUAGUUGAUCGAUUUAUUAAUGAAUAUAAUAGUAAAGAUAUUCGUUUAAAACGAGCUGCUGCUCAAGAACGUCGACAAGCAACUCGACAUUUUGGAAAAGUUCAACCAGGUUUGAUAUGGACAUCACCAUUACCUGUUCGACCACGAACAUUUUCUAUAAGACCACCAUCAUUGUCUUGCAAGAUAUUUCUUGGUGGUAUUCCACAUGAUCUUAAUCCUAGAGAUUUACAAGAAUGUUUAGAAAGUUUUGGAUCAGUUCGACUAGAAUGGUCCAAUAUGGAUAAUAUACCUAUGCAUAGACAUUCAUCAAAUAUUACUACUGGUUUUGCUUAUGCUAUUUAUGAAAAUGAAGAGUCUGUUCAUCAAAUUUUACAUAUAUGUUCAACAAAAACUGAUCGAUCAUUAGAUGAUGGUCGAUGUGAAUAUUAUCUUGAUGUUUAUAGUCAACGAACAACUUUACGCAGAAAAAGUAUUCAAAUUAUUCCAUGGUUUGUAGAAGAUUCACAAUGUUUAGCCGAAGGUGAUAGUUAUACAAAUUGGGAACAACGACUUGGUUCUACUGAAUGUAUUAAUCGAACAGUAUUUGUUGGCGCUUUACAUGGAAUGAUGACUGCUUAUGCAUUGGCUCGAAUAUGUCAAGAAUUAUUCGGAGAUGUGGAAUAUGCAGCUAUUGAUACUGAUAGAAAUAAAUAUCCUAUUGGUUCUGGACGUGUUGUAUUUGUAAAUGCACAUAGUUAUUAUGCAGCUGUUACCGCUAAUUAUUUAAUGAUUGAAUGUGAUAAAUUUUGUAAAGUGAUACAAAUCGAUCCAUAUUUAUCAGAUAGUGUACCUUGUGCAGGUGCUAAUGGACAAUGGUGUUCAAAUAUGGGACAAUUUUUUUGUCGUUCACUUAAAUGUAUGAAAUAUUAUUGUGCAAUAUGUUGGGAUUUAAAUCCUAAUCAUACGAUAACACAAACGCAUACCAACAAUAAUAAUAUUGAAUGUGAACCACCAGCUUUAAUUCAUAAACCAUUAAUGCGUAAUUCUCGAACUUCAUAA
Rotaria sp. Silwood1 is the source of this 1551-nucleotide messenger RNA. The record is from the annotation of a GenBank genome assembly. NCBI's taxonomy places the organism in Eukaryota, Metazoa, Rotifera, Eurotatoria, Philodinida, Philodinidae.